Messenger RNA from Rhizophagus irregularis DAOM 181602=DAOM 197198, 797 nucleotides. Its product is annotated as 60S ribosomal protein eL18. Gene Ontology annotation, biological process: translation. Lineage: Eukaryota; Fungi; Glomeromycota; Glomeromycetes; Glomerales; Glomeraceae. Gene Ontology annotation, cellular component: cytosolic large ribosomal subunit; ribosome. Gene Ontology annotation, molecular function: structural constituent of ribosome; RNA binding. The record is from RefSeq and is a predicted model, not a curated record.
CUUCUAUUUUCACCAAGGAAUCAAUCGAUCAAUCGAAAUGGGUAUUGACAUCAAAAAACAUCACGUGAGACGAAAGAAUCGGACUGCGCCAAAGAGUGAAGAUGUCUACCUUCGAUUGUUAGUGAAGAUAUACCGGUUUCUAGCUCGAAGAACAAAUUCUAAGUUUAAUAGUGCUAUUUUGAAAAGGCUUUUUAUGUCACGAAUUAAUAGACCACCAAUGUCUAUUUCUCGUAUCGUUCGUAAUCUUUCUAAUAAACCUGGUAAAACAGCUGUAAUUGUUGGCACAGUCACAGAUGAUAAUAGAGUAUUGGAGGUUCCGAAACUUUCAGUUGCAGCACUCCGUUUUACAAAAACCGCUAAAGCUAGAAUUUUAAAAGCCGGUGGAGAAGUUUUAACUCUUGAUCAAUUAGCUCUUCGUGCUCCGACUGGUUCUAAUACGGUCUUACUUAGAGGCUCAAAGAAUUCUAGAGAAGCUGUUAAACAUUUUGGUAUGGGUCCGCAUAAACACGCCAAGCCUUAUGUCGGAUCUAAGGGAAGAAAAUUUGAGAAGGCUCGUGGUCGUAGAGCUUCUCGCGGUUUCAAGGUGUAAAUUAAAACCGAAUCAGUUAACAGUUUUUGUUAUAAUUAUUAAAAAAAAAAAAUUAUUAAUUUAGCAGAUUGCGUUGAUUUAUUCAAAUUUAAAAAAUAAAUACGAUAUUUUCCAACCAAUUAUUAAAUCAACCUUGUGUUAUAUUUACAUGAUCACAUUACAUCGCCAUUUUUAUCGGUAAAAAUUCUUAUGAUUAAAUUCUUUAUAU